AUGAGCUUCUUAUCCCUGCUGUUCCUGGUGUUCUUUGCACCCUUCCUGCUACUCCUAGGCUUCUCGAGAUUCAUUGCACCUCGUCUUCGGUCUCAUUUCUCAGCAUCACCUGCUGGACCGGGACUUGACUCAUAUGGGAGACACUACCUCCGCUCAAUGGUCAACACUGGGUCCGCCAUGUCCGAGCAGAUCGAGCUGCAAAAUAUGUUGGACGGUUCGGAUCACGAGGAGUGA
Messenger RNA from Aspergillus neoniger CBS 115656, 234 nucleotides. RefSeq lists its product as uncharacterized. Bases 1 to 234 code for a protein of 77 amino acids. NCBI's taxonomy places the organism in Eukaryota, Fungi, Ascomycota, Eurotiomycetes, Eurotiales, Aspergillaceae. The record is from RefSeq and is a predicted model, not a curated record. The transcript has 2 exons.